AUGCGGGAGGCGAAGCUGGAGCCCGACGUCAUCAGCUACAACGCUGGGAUUAGCGUGUGCGAGAAGGGCGACCAGUGGCAGCGGGUGCUGGCGCUGCUGAGCGAGAUGCGGGAGGCGAAGCUGGAACCCAACGUCAUCAGCUACAACGCUGGGAUCAGCGUGUGCGAAGAGGGCGAGCAGUGCCAGCGGGCGCUGGCGCUGCUGAGCCGAGAUGCGGGAGGCAACGCUGGAGCCCACCGUCAUCUCUACUACAACUUGUACUAG
This is a messenger RNA of Prorocentrum cordatum, 264 nucleotides long. The record is from the annotation of a GenBank genome assembly. NCBI's taxonomy places the organism in Eukaryota, Dinophyceae, Prorocentrales, Prorocentraceae.